UGAACUGUGUUUUAUAAAUGCAUCUGACCUGUUACUGUGGACGGUCUGAGAGCUGCGACACGUCCUGUGAUUUCAAAUGUACCGUCAACAUGACAUCACUGGCACACGCGCCCCGUCUGCGAGGAAACUGGAUGCCGACUGAUUGGUUGAUGAGUUAAAUCCCAGCGGGUUUGGGUGGUGCCAUAUCCUGAUCCUGUGCGUGUGGCUCAGCUGUUCGGACCACAGAGAACCAACUGGAAGCCGCUCAUUGAUUCACCCCAGCGCAGCCCGAGCGAACACAUUUAGCCUAGCUAGCUCGUCAUUCAGCCGGCUGGCGUUGCCGACUCUAAUGGCUCACUCGAAGCUUUGAAAGCUGCUCUUUCCCCCCCCCCCAAAAAUGUGAAACUGCGCCUUGCAGUUGUGCGAGCCAGCAGGGGAGUCAGACAAUCAUCAGUGGUGCAGCAGACGUAGUGGCUUUUCAACAAGGAUCAUGUGGUUGGCCUGGCCGUUCCUGCCCGCUCUGGUGCUUCUCUCCGAGCUCUCAGUGGUGAGGGUCCAGACUGCGCCGUGCCAGACCUGCCGAAAACUCACAGAGAGCUUCAUAAAGGGCUUGGAGAAUACAGCCAACAAGAACUUUGGGGGAGGCAACACUGCCUGGGAAGAGGAGAAGCUGGCAAAGUAUGCACGCAGUGAGACUCGGCUCCUGGAGAUCGUAGAAGCUGCUUGUGAAAAAACAGAUUUUGAAUGUAACCAGCUGCUCGAGCAGAUCGAGGACCAAGUGGAGACAUGGUGGUUCCACAGGCAGCAGGAGGCACCAGACCUGUUUGAGUGGCUGUGCAUUGAGGAGCUGAGGCUCUGCUGUCCACCAGGACGCUUUGGACCUGACUGCAAAGAAUGUCCAUCCGGCCCUGGCGGUGUGUGUGGAGGCCUGGGGCGCUGCGAGGGGGAGGGGACUCGCCUUGGAGAUGGAGAGUGUGUCUGUGAUCCCGGAUACUCGGGCCAUCUGUGCCAGAGCUGUGCUGACGGCUACUUCAGAGAGAAAAGCUCCAACGAUAGCACAGGCGCCUGCGCAGCUUGCUACCACUCAUGUAAGAAAUGUGCCGGGCCACAGGACUACAAAUGCCUUGACUGUAAGCCCGGCUGGAUGCUGCAUGACAACAAGUGCGUGGACAUUGAUGAGUGUGGCACAGAGCUGGCUCGUUGUCCUUCUAACACCUACUGUCACAACACAGAUGGAUCAUAUGAAUGCAGAGGCUGUGACCAGGCGUGUGUGGGCUGCAUGGGUAGUGGUCCUGCACGCUGUAAGAAAUGUUCACGUGGCUACAAAUUGAAAGGAGCUAAGUGUCUUGAUAUAGAUGAAUGUAAUGAACGUGCAAUAGCAUGCCCAGGACUCAAUGAGGCCUGCAUCAACGAGGAGGGCUCCUUCCACUGUGACUGUGCCGAUGGAUUCAUUAGAAGAGAUAGCAUUUGUGUUGAGAAUAAGCCUCCCGCUGGGCCAGAGAAGGGCCUGUUCGACGACAUAACAGACGAGGAGGUCCUUGUGCUGCAGCAGAUGUUCUUCGGCGUUGUAAUCUGCGCCCUGGCCACACUCGCUGCCAAGGGUGACAUGGUUUUCACGGCCAUUUUCAUUGGAGGUGUGGCUGCCAUGGCGGGAUACUGGCUGACAGAAAAGGGAGACAUCAUGCUGGAUGGAUUUCUGAAGGGACGCUAGACUGUCUGGGGCCACAACUUGAGAAAGGACCUUGGAAAUACCAGCCAGUAAGGGUGAAUAAGACUCAACGGUGGGCAGGAGAACAUCCCUGCAAUGCUAAGCUUUUCAGGGAUUUAUUUGGGGUUGGGGAGUUACUUGAAAGGGCUUGGGCUCACCUAUGUGGUCACAUAGGAUAAUGCAGGAAAAAGGGAGAACUUGAAGGCUUUGAUGCCAGGAAUCUUGAAGAGGAAUAGCAAAGCAACACUGCACUGAUAUAAAAGAACUGAACUUCCCCUACCUCAACUUUGUUGGGAAAAAGGGUGACACGAAGACCACUACUGAUUGUUAUAAUCUAUUAUGCAUUUGGAUGUCUCAUCUUGCCUCGAUGUUGCUCAAGAAAUGAUGUCGUUUUCUUCCACACAAUCAAAACCUCCUGUUAUCACCUCCAUCAUUUUUUCCCAUAAUCUCAAUGCGAUGAAGCAGAGGUUUCCCCAUUGACUGAAUGGUACGUAAGUUUUGGCCGUGCCAGGUUACUGCAUCACCUAAGCUUUUUUUUAUUUUUUGCAUUGGGCAUGGGGUUUGAUAAGGGAAUUUUAAGUAUAUCCUCAAUCACCCCAAAAAGAAAAUUCAUGGAAACUCUGGGAUAUUUCCAUUAUGAUCCAUUGGUUAUUUAUGUUCACAGAAUGACUUUUUACCUCCUUACUCACUGGAUGAAUCUUUUUAGUAACAAUGCAUGAAAAUAGGAUUUGAAAUGUAAGGUACUACACUGUAUGUAUUAAUUUAUUGUCUAACUUGGGCAUGGAAGACAGCUGCUGGAUCAUGAUCAUUAUUGCUAAUGACCAUUUUUAUGAGGAUAUGAGGAAAUGUGCUUGGAUAAAUACCAGCUCUUAUGUGGACAAUUAAAGCCAUUUUUUGUUGCCUUUCUAUUAUUUUAAAGCAAUAUUUAUUGGGAAGAUAUUUAUCAUAUUUUGCUCUUGAAAGUUCCUCUGUGUAUUUCAUGUGUGCAUUUUCAAUGCAGUUUUUUUUUUUUAAUCUGCUGAAUUGUAAUUCUGGCAGAUAUAGUAGCAUCAUGUUAGAAAACCACCGAAGAAUCACUUCUUACCCAUCCAUUGAAUUUAUCUUUGGUUUGUUGUCCAUUAUACAUCACAGAUUCUUUCAGAUUGGUUUACAAUAAAAAGUCUGUCACUCCUCA
Messenger RNA from Acanthopagrus latus (yellowfin seabream), 2861 nucleotides. It is a transcript of the gene creld1b, whose product is annotated as protein disulfide isomerase Creld1. The transcript has 11 exons. The record is from RefSeq and is a predicted model, not a curated record. NCBI's taxonomy places the organism in Eukaryota, Metazoa, Chordata, Actinopteri, Spariformes, Sparidae. The coding region runs from base 470 to 1690 and encodes 406 amino acids. Gene Ontology annotation, molecular function: calcium ion binding.